Messenger RNA from Equus caballus (horse), 4373 nucleotides. RefSeq names its product synaptotagmin like 5 (gene SYTL5). The record is from RefSeq and is a predicted model, not a curated record. Gene Ontology annotation, molecular function: neurexin family protein binding; small GTPase binding; phospholipid binding. Gene Ontology annotation, biological process: intracellular protein transport; exocytosis. Gene Ontology annotation, cellular component: exocytic vesicle; plasma membrane. NCBI's taxonomy places the organism in Eukaryota, Metazoa, Chordata, Mammalia, Perissodactyla, Equidae.
GGGCAAGUGAUCCAGCAUUCUACAGUUUGUCUGAAAGAAAAGUGAGCCUCCAAAAAUGUUCUUCUAACCAUCAGAUUGAGUGUUUUCUAGAUUCUGUCCCAGUGCAUCUGAUUCCUGCUCUGUAGCUUUCUGAAGGGUUGACAUUGAGCAUUGUUAGUGAAACUCCGCUGCGACCUGAGUCUACCACACAACAAAGGCUUUGAAGAUCUCUUUCAGUUAAAACCAUAAUGACUUUCUUGGACUGCAGUCCCAGUGGAGCCUGUUUCUGCGUAGCCUGGAAGAAUACCUAACUACCAGCAGCAGUUCCUCAGAGGACUUAGAGAAACCACUCUACAUCAAACAACUCUGGAUUGUUCAGGGGGAACUUAAGGCUAGCGGAUAUCAACUGACCUGAAAGAUUCAACCACUGCUACUCAGAGCUUCUGCUGAAAUACCAUGUCUAAGAACACAGAGUUCAUCAAUCUGUCAUUUUUAUUAGACCAUGAGAAGGAAAUGAUCCUGGGAGUCCUAAAGAGAGAUGAAUAUUUGAAAAAAGUGGAGGACAAGAGGAUAAGGAAGCUGAAAAAUGAACUCUUAGAAGCAAAACGUAGAAGUGGGAAGACUCAACAAGAGGGCAGCAGAGUCUGUGUUCACUGCCACAGACAUCUGGGCUUAAUAUUUGACCGGGGAGACCCGUGCCAGGCCUGUUCGCUGAGAGUGUGCAACGAGUGUCGGGUCUCAGGACUUGAUGGCAGCUGGAAGUGCACUGUCUGUGCCAAAGUCGCGCAGCUAAGGAUUGUAACUGGUGAAUGGUUUUUUGAAGAAAAGGCAAAGCGUUUCAAGCAAGUUAAUGUUCUGGGCACUGAUGUUGUCCGACAGUCCAUCUUAAGAAGAAGUCCAGGAGCUGAAGAAAUACAAAGCCAAGAGCAAACCCGUCAGGAUGCAGAAAAGUCAGACACUUCACCUUCUGCUGGGCAGAAGGCCAGCCAUGACGGGCCCAGGAGAAAAGGAUUUCUUCUUGGCAAGUUCAGAUCAGCAACCAGAGGAGAAAUCAUAACUCCAAAAUGUGAAAGUGGGCGGAGCUACAGCUUGGACUUAGACAGCCAAAGUUUUCGGAGUUUAAAGUCAGCCCCUGGUUCAGACAGGGGAAGCACUGGUUCAUCCGAUCUCAAUGACCAGGAAGCUGGUGCUGGGACCCCGAAGAGCAGCCGGAACAAUGGUAUGACCCCAGUCACUCCGAGGUCACCAGCCGCAAGCACACGCAGCAUGAGCUCAGUCAGCAGUAGAGAACGUGGUUUUGAAAAUUCCAUGGAUUUGGCUGCCACUGAAAGCACCUCUGAGGAUGUCACAAAGAGUCAUCACAGAAACACUUCUGGCACACCUUCCAUAGCAGUGUCCGGGGCCUCCCUCUCAUCAGACCGAAGUCGAUCUGAAUUAGAUUUGAGUGGGUCAUUUCCAGAAGACUUAGAGGAUACUGUAAGCAUAAGAAGCAAGUCUGUCCCUGGGGCUCUAGACAAAGACUUGGACUCUUCGGAAGAGACUGAAGAAGGCAUUGAUGACUUAGUGUCCUCCGGGUUUUCUGCAAAUACCCACAGUCUAGCAAGUGGCCUGUCAACCAAUUCUCAAGCGGGCUCUGACAGGAAGUGGACCUACCUAAAUGUGCCUGAUGCUGACUCAGACACUACCAGCCUUAACAGCAUGAUGAGUGUUUACAGUGAAACAGGAGACUAUGGCAACGUGAAGGUCAGUGGUGAAAUCCUUCUCCGCAUCAGCUACUGCUACAAAACUGGCGGGCUCUACAUUUUUGUCAAGAAUUGCAGAAAUCUGGCCAUAGGAGAUGAAAGGAAACAGAGGACAGAUGCUUACGUCAAGUCAUACCUUCUCCCUGACAAGUCCAGAAACAAUAAGCGCAAGACCAAAAUCAGAACAGGCACCAAUCCAGAAUUCAAUGAAACACUCAAGUACACCAUCAGCCAUACCCAGCUGGAAACAAGAACUCUGCAGCUCUCAGUCUGGCAUUAUGAUCGAUUUGGACGUAACAGCUUUCUUGGGGAGGUGGAGAUUCCUUUUGACUCAUGGAACUUUGAAAAUCCAAGUGAUGAGUGGUUUGUGCUUCAGCCCAAGGUGGAGUUUGCUGCUGACAUUGGCCUUCAGUACAAAGGCGAGCUGACGGUUGUUUUACGUUACAUUCCCCCAGAGAAGAACCUGAUGCUUCCACUAGGACAACUUCAAGGAAAGAAGACCUUUAAAAGGGGAAAGAAGAAGGAGUCGGCUGUCAUCUCUGGAGGAAUAUUAGAAGUGUUCAUCAAAGAGGCAAAGAAUUUGACAGCGGUGAAGUCAGGAGGCACUUCUGAUAGCUUCGUGAAGGGCUACCUGCUCCCUGAUGAUAGCAAAGCCACCAAGCACAAAACUCUGGUCAUAAAAAAGAGUGUUAACCCUCAGUGGAAUCAUACUUUCACGUUCAGUGGCCUGCAUCCCCAGGAUAUAAAGAAUGUUUGCCUAGAACUUACCGUCUGGGACAAGGAGGCCUUUUCCAGCAACAUCUUUCUGGGAGGAGUUCGUUUGAAUUCCGGAAGCGGUGUGAGCCAUGGGAAGAACGUGGAUUGGAUGGACUCUCAUGGGGAAGAGCAACGCCUUUGGCAGGAGAUGGCUGACAAUCCUGGGACUCCUGUAGAGGGUGUACUCAUGCUCCGUUCCAGCAUGGGGAAGUGUAGGCUCUGAAGGUACCACUGCACCAAAACGAGGCCUCCAGGGACUGUCUGGCUGCCAUUUCCUACCAGUAACAGGCUUGGGACCUGGGAUUCUGCUUCCUGCUAUUUCUCACUUGAGGGUAUUGGGACAUGAGGGGAGAGAUGUCAGUGUUAUGAAUGUUUAGGAUCUUGCCCAGUGUCUAAAAAAGCAUGUAUCUCUCUAUGUCCAUGGGCCAGCGCCUUCUUGAUUGGAUGAUAGAAAGUGUACCACACUGUCCUGUCAACAAGCAAAUUGCGUGGUGAUUCAUAGAUUUUACACCAUAAGGGAAAUGGCACAAGUUUAUCUGAAACUACAGUUGAGAUGGGGGGUCCCCAAACUUUUUCUAAUUAUGAGUUACUUUAGAUUUCCUCAAAUGGUUUGAGGUAAAGGGGGUCACUAAAAAUGUAGAUCACUUAGAGAGGAAGAAGAAGGGAUACUGGCUACCCUCUCCUCAUCCUGGGAAUCCCCAUGAGCCAAAGAAGGCAUUGUAGGGGUGGUUGCUGGGGCAAGGGGGUGGCUCUGUUAUUGUAGCAAAGUUCUGGAUUAACCGGCUGAGUUUUCAAGAUGAACAGACAGGUUUUUCUAUGGUGACUAUAUAGUUUACAAUCUAAAUCAGUCCACUUUUGAGAGUAGAGAGAGCUAAAUCAUUACAGCAAUGGUAACCCAGAAUUGACCUGGGAAAAUUGGAACGUAGGAUCACCCUACUUAUGACCUAGCUAUUAGAGAGCUCUAUUGUUAACACUUAUUUUAUAAAAUGUUCUAAGCCAUUAACUAAAAGGGAAUAAGAAAUAAUGUACAUAUUGAGCCCCUGCUUGUGUCAUGUCUACUGAUAUCCCAUUGGUUAAAGGAAGUCACAUGGCCAAGCCCAAAAUCAAGAGGCAGGGAAAUACAGUCUGCUCAUAAUGCAGCCAUGGCAAGAGUAAGGAUGCAAGAAGGGAUGAAGAAUUGGGGCCAAUAGUUCAGUCUACCAUACUUUCUGUCACCUGGAAUUCGAUAUGCUUUAGCCACCAAACUUAGAUGUGAAGGCAGUAAAAGCUGAAAGGGAAGGGAGCUCCAACCUGGUUCCUCAUUUUGCAGAUUCCAAAUCUGAAGCCCAGAGAGCUGAAAUGACUUGCCCAGGAUCAUACAGAGGCUGUAACUGUAUCCAAACUUAAAUCCAGGAUGUGCCUCCUAGGCCAGCAUUCUUUUCAGUGUAGUCCUUGGCAUGAUACUAUGCUUAUCGGGGUGGACAGGAGGAUGUGGAUGGAGGAAGGUGGAGCAGAGUUGGAUUCUUUGAAUAGGAACAUACCUAACUCAGUCUUCUUCUGGAGUCAUAUUCUAGCCCCUCAACUCAUUUUUUCACUUGAAUUUAUAUAAAAUCCUUAAAAGGAUAGAAACUGGAUUUUAGUAGUAGGAAAGCUAGAAUCAUCUUCAGGCUUAUUGUGGCUAAUUGUUCCAUAUUCUAAAUUUCUUCUUGAGUUUUGAAAACAGAUUUAAGAAUAUAUUUAGCACUAGUCUUAGUAAAGGAAUAAGCAAUCCAUUUUCAAUAUUAUUCAAAAAUAGGCUAAUUCUAGAAAAUUGAGUUUAUUGAUCUAGUGUAGUUUAGUACAUAUGGUACUUUUUUUUUUUUGCUGAGGAAGAUUAGCCCUGAGCUAACAUCUGUACCAAUCUUCCUCCACUUUAUA